AUGGCCAUUGUAGGAAGCAUUCUUGUUUUAGGCCUAGCUUUGCUCUGUUCUGUGGCCGAUGGUGCACUUCGCCAGCGCAUUGGUCUCAGUCAUCACCGUCGUAGCCUCAUUGAUGGCAGUGGUGGUGCAGUUACAGUUUUUGAUGUAACGCAACACGGUGCCAAGGCGGAUGAUCGGACUGAUAAUGCAGAAGCAUUUAUUCAAACGUGGCGGUUAGCAUGUGAUUCAAGUGUUCCAGCAAAGCUUGUUAUCCCCAAAGGGACAUUUUUGACGAGCCCUGUCGUAUUUCAAGGGCCAUGCAAUGGCACAGAGCCUCAAAUUUUUGAAAUACAGGGAACUGUAAAAGCCACAACUGAUCUUAGUGAAUAUAGUUCACCAGAAUGGAUCUUAUUUGAAAGAAUUAAUGGUUUCACCUUGAACGGUGGGGGAGCUUUUGAUGGGCAAGGUAGUGCUGUCUGGAAGUACAACGAUUGCCACCGCAACAAGGAAUGCCAGCCACUCCCCAGUCCAUCACAAGUGAAAAUUAGCGACGUUCAUUACAAGAAUAUAAAAGGCACCUCGACUUCCGCUGUUGCUGUCAAUUUUUUGUGCAGCUCAUUAGUUCCUUGUGAAGGACUGGAACUUGUGGACAUAGAUUUGGCCUACGUCGGCGCCAAAGCAAACAUGCCCCUGUCGUCUUCAUGUUUGAAUGCACAUUUUACAUCCGGUGGCAAACAGAACCCACCAAGAUGUCCUUAA
Messenger RNA from Dovyalis caffra, 738 nucleotides. The record is from the annotation of a GenBank genome assembly. NCBI's taxonomy places the organism in Eukaryota, Viridiplantae, Streptophyta, Magnoliopsida, Malpighiales, Salicaceae.